UUCACUCCGCCUGACUGUUACAUUGGAGACAGUGGCGGAGUAAAGGAGCGACUGAGAACGGUGGCGGGGAGGGAGGUAGGACUGCGUGUGCGCGAACAGGCAUCCAGGCGGGCGCAUCAUCAGCAAACAGCAGCUGAGCAUCUUCCUCAUCCUCAUCCCCCGCGUCCGUGGCUGUGCGUCUCUGAUUGAGAUCUCCGUGCGUCCUGACGGCUCCUCCAGCCGUCACCUCCAGCCGCUCACUUUCUCUGGAGCUCGGUUGUUCUUAGCUCCGUCAGGGGAGAGACUGUCCUUUCGGCCCUUCUCUUAUUUAUCGCAGUUUCUUGAAUAUUUCAUGGAAAAUGGCGAUCUGCGCGCAGUCGUUUGGUGUUUUCUGCCUCCUCACUAUCCAAACUGUACUUAUCAUCUGUGUGUCCACGCCGACAGCCGGGACCCACCUCUUCCCUCAGCACUACACAAUGAUUCACUGGGCUCAACGCAUCGAGAAAGAACUGGAGAAGGUACUCCAGCACGUAACUGGAACUGAGCAGAUGAAAUCGAUUUAUAAUGAGAAGAAGAGCCAGUUCGAAAUCAAGAGAAACAACCCCAAGGACUUGGUGGAGAGAGUAGCACGGGACAUCUCCAAGCUGCUGAACAGCAAGAGAAAAGCGCUCGAGAAGCUGGCCAGGGAAGCUGAGCAGCUUCAGAAGGAGCAUGUCUGGCAAGAUGGUGUGACGGAGAAUGACAUUUCAUACUACGAUUCCAAAGCGGAUUCAGACUAUCAGAUGGAGGAUGGCGAAGAGGAAAUCCCGACCGAGAUCUCGUCCUCUUUAGAGCUGGAGUUUGUGCCUGAUCCCAAUUUCAAAAAUAAGGUCAACUAUUCAUCCAGCGCCGUCCAGAUCCCCACGGACAUUUAUAAAGGCUCGCCCGUCAUCCUUAAUGAGCUGAACUGGACACAGGCCUUGGAGAGAGUCUUCAUUGAAAACCGAAGGGAGGACAGCUCUCUACGCUGGCAGGUGUUUGGCAGUGCCACAGGAGUGACCAGAUAUUACCCAGCCACUCCGUGGAGGGCACCCAACAAGAUUGACCUGUACGAUGUACGCAGGAGACCAUGGUACAUCCAAGGUGCAUCAUCCCCAAAAGACAUGGUCAUCAUUGUAGAUGUGAGUGGGAGUGUCAGUGGACUCACCCUGAAGUUAAUGAAAACCUCGGUCAUGGAGAUGCUCGAUACCCUAUCAGAUGAUGAUUAUGUGAAUGUGGCCAGGUUCAAUGAAAAGGCAGAUGCCGUUGUGCCGUGCUUUAAGACUUUGGUCCAAGCCAACGUUCGGAACAAGAAGAUCUUCAAGGAAGCCGUCAUGCAUAUGCAGGCCAAAGGAACCACCGAUUACAAGUCUGGCUUCACCUUCGCCUUUGAGCAGCUUCUUAACGAGACAGGUGCCCCCAGGGCCAACUGCAAUAAGAUGAUAAUGAUGUUUACAGAUGGUGGGGAAGAUCGUGCACAGGAUAUCUUUGAGAAGUACAACUGGCCCAACAAAACAGUUCGAGUUUUCACCUUUUCUGUUGGUCAACACAAUUAUGAUGUUACACCUUUGCAGUGGAUAGCAUGCGCUAAUAAAGGUUACUACUUUGAAAUCCCGUCAAUCGGCGCCAUCAGAAUCAACACACAGGAGUACCUGGAUGUCCUGGGCCGCCCAAUGGUGCUUGCUGGGCCUAAAGCCAAGCAAGUGCAGUGGACCAAUGUCUACCAGGACGCACUGGGUCUGGGUCUUGUCAUCACGGGGACCAUGCCAGUCUUCAACCUCACGGCGGAUAGUGUGAGCUCCCAGAAUCAGCUCAUCCUUGGGGUUAUGGGAGUGGAUGUUGCUAUCAAUGAAAUCAAAAAGAAGACGCCAACAUACAGACUCGGAGCAAAUGGCUACACCUUUGCCAUCGACCCAAACGGUUAUGUGCUGCUGCAUCCCAACCUUCAACCAAAGAUCAUUAACUUCAGGGAGCCCGUCACUCUGGACUUUCUCGAUGCGGAACUUGAGGACACCAAUAAGGAGGAGAUCCGGAGACAGAUGAUCGACGGCAAAUCGGGCCAAAGAAAAAUCCGGACACUUGUUAAGUCGGUUGAUGAGAGGUACAUUGAUGAAGUGGUAAGGACUUACACAUGGACGCCUGUGGAGGGUACAAAUUACAGUCUAGGGUUGGUGCUGCCCACAUAUAGUGAGAACCACAUCAAAGCCAACAUAAGUGACCAGAUCCUUCAGGUGCAAUUCUCUGACAUCAAGGAUUUUGAAUCACUGCUGCCAAACACUUUUGAAUCUGAAGGACAUGUAUUCAUUGCUCCCAGGGAGUACUGCAACGAACUUGAACUGUCCAACAACAACACAGAGUUCCUGCUGAACUUCAUUAGUCUCAUGGAGAAGGUGACACCAGACUCCAAACAAUGCGAUAAUUUGCUUUUGCAUAAUCUGAUUCUGGACACUGGCAUCAUCAGACAGCUGGUUGAGAAGGUGUGGAGAAACAAAGAUUUAAACACGUAUGGCUUCUUGGCUGUGUUUGCUGCAACAGAUGGAGGCAUAACAAGAGUCUUCCCCAACAAAGCGGCAGAAACCUGGGAGGAAGACCCUGAACCGUUUAAUGCCACCUAUUACCGCCGCAGCCUCGACAACAGCGGCUACAUCUUCAGAGCACCUUAUCGAACCUCCAGAGAUGAGCUGCUGAACCCAGAAAACGACACCAUUGGCAUUCUGGUCAGCACAGCCCUGAACUUAGCUGUAGGAGGGAAGACUAUCAAACCUGCAGUGGUUGGAGUAAAACUGGACCUUGAAGCCUGGACAGAAAAAUUCAAGAUUCUUGCCAGCAACCAAACAGACAGCCGCCAAGGCUCAAACACGUGCGGACCAAACAAAGGCUGUGAGAUGGAUUGUGAGGCCAACAGUGAGGAUCUCCUGUGUUAUUUGGUGGACGACGGUGCAUUUCUAAUCAUGUCCAAUCAGAAGGACUACGUGAACAGGGUGGGCAUGUUCUUUGGUGACGUCGAUUCCUAUUUGAUGUACGCUCUGUACAACAACUCCUUCUACAACCGCAAGCAAUCAUAUGAUUACCAGUCUGUGUGUGAGCGUUUAACCAACAGUGAAGCUGGAGCUGCGCCCAGAGGAGUCUUUGUGCCGACGGUUGCAGACUUUUUGAACCUGGCGUGGUGGACAUCAGCAGCUGCAUGGUCUUUGUUCCAGCAGGUUCUAUACGGGUUGGCCCACAACAGCUGGUUUAUCACGGACAAGGUCAACGCAGAGGGCCUGGACUCCAAAGAAAGGAGCUGUGUCACUAUCCAAACUCAGUUCUACAUGACUAAUCUCAGCAGUUCCUACAACAUUCUGCAAGACUGCGGCAACUGCUCCAGGCUAAUUCAUGCCAGGAGGAUAAACAACACAAACCUGCUGUUUGUGGUGGCAGAAAAGAUGCCGUGCUACACGUGUGAGAUAGAGAGGCUUUCCCAAGAGGAGGAAGAGUUCAAGGAGGAAAAUCCCUGUGAAUCCAUAAAUGUGGCGCGCUAUCGAAAACGACCCUCCAUGUGCUUCGACAAUAACUUAGCUGAAAACACAUCAGACUGUGGGCGUGGUCACUCUUUCCGCCCGCCCCUCUGCGCUUUACUGCUCCUUCAACUGCUCCUGCUUUAUCCAGCUAUCAGCCCGUACCUGCACUUUAUACUGAAUUAACUCCAUCCUCCCUUUUGCCUACAUGAGCUGUAGUCCCAACCCCUCAAGCCCCCCACCUGUCUCCUCUCACCCACCUCCUCGUAUCUUCAUAGGCAAUGAGGGGACUUCACAUCCGAGCAAGUUGGAAGCCCUGAGUGCCACGCUACCCAGUCCGUGUUGCUAAGUGACAACUGCCAGAUGUUUGUGUCCUCAGCCAGUUAGCCUUCAUCUGCAGGAAGAGUGGGUGGGGCCACGGCGCCCGCAGCAUCCGAAGAAACGUAGAAACCAGUAAUCAAGCCCAACAUUUGAGGAGGAGGAGGGAGGAGUCAGGCUGAUGCUGUGAUCCCAGACUUUUCACUGGAGACCUGAGGUUGCCCGUUUGCCUCCAGCUGCAAGAUUUCUCCUCCCUCUCCUCUCCUCCACCUCAACACCUCACCACUCUGCCGAUUGCCUCACACUAGAUGGAGGACCAUAUACAGUCACUUCUAGCCACCAUUCAAGAAAAUUGCAAAAAGAAAAAAACUGUCAAGUAUAUAAAAUGUCAAGUAUUACCUGCUAAAGUGAUGAGUAUUGCUAACAAGCUGUAUUAGGGUUUUAAUUUGCAAAGGUGUUUAAGACAAUUUAUUGCCAAAAUGAGAUAUACUUUCAUGUGGUCUUAUUCUUUUUAGCCAAAAUAUGAAGAGAAAUGGAUUUAGAUGUGGAGUAAACCAUAAGCGGAAUCAGCAGCUGAAUCCUGACUCAUUUUGUGCAGCUCCUAAUUACAGUCUAAUGCUUAUAAAAAGAAGGAGAAAAAACAUCCACUGGGAACUAUUGUAAUUAACUUAUGGUAAUCACAUUUCUUGAAGUGUUUUCCUGAUAUUUGCUAUUCAGCGCUAGUGCUUUCUGGCUCUCAGGCCAGCUGUAAACUAUGACUCAGUGUUCGGUUGCUGCAGAAGCAUUGUUGAUGUUGUGUACUAUUCUCCUUUUACGAUCAACCAUUCUAACCUCGAGACAGUACUCAAAAAGAAAAAAGAAAAAGAGAAUAAUUUUCACUCUACCCGGAGACGAGCGAACCUCUGCCAAUCCUUUGCUGCGCUUUACUCAUGUCAAAAAGUCUCACGACUUCAGGGGGAGGGCUACUCAUUUAUUUUCCAUGUUUUGUGUGUUUGUUUGUUUUUUCCUGUCAAACUUUAGACCAAUGAUGUUUAAACUCCUGUCUAAUCGAGUGCUGAAGAGGCCACCAAGUAUCAACGUUUGUCACUUCCUUUUGUGUGUCAAGACUCCCAUGUUCAGGAGCCGUUCAGUUUCAUAGUGCCUUCCAGCACUUUCUUUUGGAUCACACUGGUUGUAUACGAGUGGAGUCAACGUCUAGUACCUUCAUGACGCUGUUUGGGGCUCUGGAUGCUACUUGGCUCUUGGCUGUAAAACUAGCUGUAACGAAAGCUAAAGCAUUGACUGGCGCAGCUUGAUGCAUUUGCACUCUUGGCUGUUGUUGCUGCUCCCCUCCAGAGCCUCCCACUAUGGAGUUACUAUACGGUUUCUUCACAAAGCCAUGAUAGAGCUAUAAUCCCCAUCACUAUACAGCCACUUCAAUGGGCAUAAAGGGUUUUAUUUUGUUUUUUUUUUGGGUGGGUGAGGGGGGGGGGGCGCUGUGGGUGGGCACCUGACUGCUAUAGUUCUGCCUGACUCGUAUGUGUUAUUGUGUGAAUGUAUGUAAGUUAGUUUCAGAACCCUCCAAGUGAGCGUGUGGGGCGUAGCUGUGCCAGUGCAGCCGGUGCAGCCACUGCUCCCGUUUCUGUGGUUAAAAUAGUCAAAAAUCCAGUGUUGUCGUGAAGAAAAGAGGGAAAGAAAAAAGAUCCACUUGUUACUAUCAGUCUGCUUAGAUGUUAAUAUUAGAGGAGGAGAUGCGAAAGAAUGUGUAGUCGAGUGUUUUUAGUUUAAUGCAACAGAGUCAACAGAGCCUCUCUGAUUGCCUUAGUGUUAAACAGCGCAGAUGCAAACACACUUUAAUGCUCCCGCCACGGUCUUUAGCUUGAGCUGAAAGGAAAAUGCAAAAAUAGCAACUCCUGUAUAACCUGUUAAAUUAGCAGCUUGAAAUCAGAUUUGGAUUUGCAAAAUGUGCUUACCCCAAACCAAACCUCCCUGACCAGCCGAGGUUUGACAAUUUGAACCACAACAAAACACUUCUUUGUUCAAUUUGGCCCAUAAACCUGAGAAAACCUCCAUUUGAGACUGUUUAAGUCAUUAGGUUUGGCCCUAACCGCAUCUGCUGAUGCCUGAAGCUGUUUUACUUUACUGGCAUUUGUUUGUCUCUUUCCUGUGCCAUGAAGUCCGUCUGUAUUUCCACCGUCUGUAAAUGAACGCUAAUCAUCUCUGUGGAAAUGUACCCCCUGCAACUUCCUCGCUUUUUGCUGGAUCUGUACGGUCUCACACGUGAACGUUAAAAAUGCCUAGACCUACACUCUGCAUAUCUGCACUGAGAUAAUAUGCACACACCUGUAAACAACCAUGUAAUGACACUUAUUUAUGCCCAGCUGGAAGAAAACCCAACACUGCAGAAGUGAGGCAGGGGCGUUGAUCCCCCGGGUGUUUUUUUUUUUUCUUUUUCUUUUCUUUUCCCUAUUGGAUGUCAAGAGGCAAGCUCAGGGAGUGGGUCUCCACAGAGCAGUGGCGAACCAGAGGGCGAUUCAAGAGUCCCGCAGCAAUGUGUGCACAUCCGGAGUGGAUGCACGUGCCUGCUUUUUCUCUGGUUUGAGAAAUUCACUUUUGCCAAAAUAAAUGCAUUAUUGAAUGAAAACCAUUUUUAAAAAUGUAAAAAAAAAAAAAAAAAAAAAUCCACAUUCAGAAAAUUGGAUCCAGCUUGGGGAUGAGAGGUACGGGUUCGCUUUAAGACCUCUCUUUAGGAUAAGCAAAGGGGGGGUUUUGAGAAGCACCCUCCUGACCCUCGCUGCAUCUGUGUUGGUCCGUCUCUGUGGGAAAGACACGUGUGUGUGUGUGGUUCUGUAGUCUGUAGUCUGGUGCUAUGUGACCAUGUUUGACAAGUGUUUAAAAAAUGUUUAAAAAACAGCAACAUCUAGGGGGGAAAAAAGUACCAGUUGAUCAUAAAAGUGAAGUUUAAAAUACAUAAGUAGGAAUAACAGCACUGUUGAUAAGAUUGAGAUCUGACGUCAACAUGUUUUUUUUCUUUUUUUUGGUUUCUUCUAGUGUGAGUGUUGGCAUGAAUGUCUCUGUGCGUAAGAAAGAUUUAGCUCCUUCUUUUUUUGGGCACCAGUUCGUGUUGCUCCAUUUUUGUGUGUGUGUGGAUGAAGCUGAAGAAGAAGAAGAAAAAAAAGAAGAGGGCAAUCUUUGUAAAAUAUUGUGUCUGUGACUCCUUGUAUAAUAUUUUCAAAUUGUUUAUUACAGAGAAUCAGUUAUUAAAUAAUGUUCAUAUUUUUCACUUCAA
This is a messenger RNA of Oryzias latipes (Japanese medaka), 7080 nucleotides long. The record is from RefSeq and is a predicted model, not a curated record. Lineage: Eukaryota; Metazoa; Chordata; Actinopteri; Beloniformes; Adrianichthyidae.